Molecule: messenger RNA, 633 nt
Organism: Volvox carteri f. nagariensis
Lineage: Eukaryota; Viridiplantae; Chlorophyta; Chlorophyceae; Chlamydomonadales; Volvocaceae
Exons: 2
Coding region: 1-633 (210 amino acids)
Source: RefSeq, a predicted model, not a curated record
AUGUUCCGAUGGAAGAUGAAGGAGGGGGCGGCGGCGGCGAUGCCUCGUCCGGCGGCGGCGGCGACGCCUCGUCCGGUGGGGGAGGCGACGCCUCGUCCGGCGGCGGCGGCGCGUCCUUGUCGGGGGGUGGGGGAUACUCUUCUGGAGGCGGGGCAUCCUCGGCGGGUGGGGGAAGUUCCUCCGCGGGCGGCGGGAAGAAGUCCAAAGGUGGCGGCUCGCUUGGAGGGGAUGGCGGCGGCGGCCUCCGUCGCGGUGGCGGCGACGGCGGCGGGGACGGUGAGGAUGGCGGUGGCGGUGGCGGCGGCGGUGAAGGUGGUGGCGGUGUCGGCGGCGGUGGUGAUGGCGGCGGCGGUCGGGGAGGCCGCGGUGGCGGCGGCGGUGGGGGCCGCGGUGGCGGCGGCGAUGGGGACAGCGGUGGCGGCGGCGGUGGGGGCCGUGGCGGCGGCGACGGUGGAGGCCGUGGCGGUGGCGACGGUGGGGGUCGUGGCGGGGGUGGAGAUGGCGGGGAUGGUGAAGGCGGCGGUGAAGGGGGCGGUACAGGUGGCGGCGGCGGCGGCGGUGGCGGCGGUGGUGGUGGUUGUGAUGGUGACGGCGGCGGCAUGGACGGAGACCUGCACAAAUACGGUGCAAUAG